Molecule: messenger RNA, 1431 nt
Organism: Budorcas taxicolor (takin)
Lineage: Eukaryota; Metazoa; Chordata; Mammalia; Artiodactyla; Bovidae
Gene: CEP57L1
Product: centrosomal protein 57 like 1
Exons: 10
Coding region: 1-1431 (476 amino acids)
Cellular component (GO): centrosome
Molecular function (GO): microtubule binding; identical protein binding; gamma-tubulin binding
Source: RefSeq, a predicted model, not a curated record
AUGGAUUCUGAAUUAAUGCACAGUAUAGUCGGAAGCUAUCUUAAACCUCCAGAAAGAGUGUGUGUUCCAUCAGUCACUCAGAGUGAUGAAUCAUCUCAGACUCACUACUCUGUGAACUUAGAAGUUACAUCUUCUAAAAUGCUUCAUAGUCCAAAUAGCCAAGCUCUUAUUUUAGCAUUAAAAACUCUUCAGGAAAAGAUUCAUCGUUUAGAGUUAGAGAGAACACAAGCUGAAGAUAACCUGAACAUUCUUUCCAGAGAAGCGGCACAAUAUAAAAAGGCCUUGGAGAAUGAAACAAGUGAGAGAAAUCUGGCACACGAGGAACUGAUAAAGCAGAAAAAAGAUAUAAGUAUGCAGUUAAGGUCAGCCCAGUCUCGCUGCAUCCUCCUAGAGAAGCAACUAGAAUAUACAAAGAGAAUGGUUCUCAAUGUAGAACGAGAGAAGAAUAUGAUCCUAGAACAACAGGCCCAGCUUCAAAGGGAAAAAGAACAGGAUCAUAUGAAGCUUCAUGCAAAACUUGAAAAGCUUGAUGUCUUAGAAAAAGAAUGUUUUAAACUUACAGCAACUCAGAAAACUGCUGAGGACAAGAUUAAACAUUUAGAGGAAAAACUAAAGGAAGAAGAACAUCAGCGUAAACUCUUUCAAGAUAAAGCUUCUCAGCUUCAAACUGGACUUGAAAUCAGUAGAAUUUUAAUGUCUUCAGUAACAAAUCCAAGGCACUUCAAGGAAAAGAAGAAAUCUUCAAAGAAAACUAAAUGUUUAAAGAGAGGACCACCUCAGCAAAUUUGUUCAAAAUUUGGAACACUGCCUAUUAUGGCUGAGAAGUCUGCCAGUGCAAGCCAUUCUGCGAAUGCAAGUACACAAAACCUCCAAACAGUGCAACAUUCUGGACCACGUAUCCUUCAGAAACCAGCUGAAGUUACUGAGCUUAGAUGUCUCUACAAGCCUUCUAGAACAACUUCUCAAUGUAAAGCUGUACCUUCUGACUCAGAAAAGUCCAUUUCUAUUUGCAACAAUUUGUCUGAACUUUUGAUGGCAAUGCAAGAUGAGCUGGACCAAAUGACUAUGGAGUACCAGGACCUGCUGAAUCAAAUGAAAGAAACUGAAAGCCAAUCAGUCUGUGAAGAUAUAGAAUGUGAACUAGAGCGUUUAGUCAAGAAAAUGGAAAUUAAAGGAGAACAAAUUUCCAAACUAAUGCAGCAUCAAGAUAGCGUCCGCAAACUACAACAAAAAGUUCAGAAUUCAAAGAUGAGUGAAACUUCAGCUAUUCAGCAAGAAGACAGCAACUGUAAAGGAACAAAGAAUAUAAAAAAUAGCUCCAGAAAAUGUUUGCUAACUAACUCUCUUCAAAAGAACAGCAACUGUCGUCCAAUACGAGUCCAUAAUCUUCAGAUGAAAUUGAGACGAGAUGAUAUUAUGUGGGAACAGUAA